This is a messenger RNA of Diachasma alloeum, 2580 nucleotides long. RefSeq names its product probable ATP-dependent RNA helicase DDX10. The coding region runs from base 86 to 2527 and encodes 813 amino acids. The record is from RefSeq and is a predicted model, not a curated record. Lineage: Eukaryota; Metazoa; Arthropoda; Insecta; Hymenoptera; Braconidae. Gene Ontology annotation, biological process: rRNA processing. Gene Ontology annotation, molecular function: nucleic acid binding; ATP binding; RNA helicase activity. Gene Ontology annotation, cellular component: nucleus. The transcript has 5 exons.
AGGUCGCAGGUGAAUAAGUCAGAAACGCAUGGUGUCUUAACCUCGAUGUUCCUAUUUUCAAAACAUUGGAGUUCAACAAUUGAAAAUGGGUUACAAUAAGUUCAAGAACAAGAAAAAGGGAGGACAGGCGAAAGUCAAGUUGUUUAAGAAGAAGCAGAAGACGCCGGAGAGUAAAAUAAUCGAGGAGCUGCAGGCCCGUUACGAGACGAUCGAUGAACCGAAUAUCAAAACCUUCGAGGACCUUCCUUUGUCUUCACAACUACUUAAAGCCCUGAAGGAACACAAUUUUAUCGAACCAACAGACAUCCAGAAGCAGAGUAUUGGCCUAGCUCUCAGGGGGAAUGAUAUCCUGGGGGCUGCGAAAACUGGAAGUGGAAAAACAUUGGCAUUCCUCAUACCAGUCAUAGAACUAUUAUACUGUCAACAAUGGAGUCGCGAGCUGGGCCUGGGCGCUCUAAUAAUCACCCCAACUCGAGAGCUCGCCUACCAGAUCUUCGAGACCCUGAAAAAGAUCGCAAAGUACCACAGACUCACCUCUGGUCUCAUAAUUGGAGGGAAAGACCUGAACCACGAGAAGAACCUCAUGGACCAGUACAACAUAAUAAUCUGCACUCCUGGGCGAAUUCUACAGCAUAUGGACGGAAACAAAUUAUUCCACACUCAUAAUCUCCAGCUUGUGGUACUCGACGAGGCAGACAGGUGCCUGGACAUGGGCUUCGAGCAAACCAUGAACGCAAUAAUCGAGAAUUUACCUCCGGAGAGGCAGACUCUGCUGUUCUCUGCCACUCAGACAAAAUCUGUGAAGGAUCUCGCCAGGUUGAGCCUCAGAGACCCUAUGUAUGUUUCUGCUCAUGAACAUGCUGAGCACACGACGCCUGACGGUCUUCAGCAGAGUUAUGUGGUGGUUAAUCUUGAUGAGAAGAUGGCUAUGCUGUGGUCCUUUAUCAAACAUCAUUUGAAACAGAAGUUCAUUGUCUUUUUCUCGAGUUGCAAGCAGGUGAAAUACACAUACGAAGUCCUCUGCAGAAUGCGUCCAGGAAUCAGCCUAAUGGCCCUCUACGGAGGUCUCCACCAACUGAAGAGAACUGGGAUCUACGAGGCCUUCUCCAAGAAGCAGAAUGCAGUUCUCUUCGCAACAGACAUAGCAGCCCGCGGUCUGGAUUUCCCAGGGGUGAACUGGGUGGUGCAAAUGGACUGUCCGGAGGACGUGAACGCGUACAUCCACAGAGCAGGACGAACCGCCAGAUUCCUGAAUGGAGGGGAAUCUCUCCUAGUUCUCCUUCCCAGUGAGCUGGAGAUGGUGCAGAGGCUUCAGGACCGAAGGAUUCCCAUCAACGAAAUCAAAAUAAAUCCCAAUAAAUUGCACUCACCUCAUGUGAAGCUCGGGGCACUUCUGGUUCGUGACGUAGCUCUGAAGGAAACUGCGCAGAGGGCUUUCGUCGCUUACGUCAAGUCUGUGUACCUCAUGAAGGAUAAGAAAAUUUUUAAUGUUCAUGCACUCGAUACUGACGCGUAUGCCAAAUCCCUGGGGCUUGCUAUUCCCCCAAGAAUUAGAUUUCUUCAACGACUGCAGAAGAAUAUUGACAAGAAGCAGGAGAAAAAGGAGAAGAAAGUAGGAGAAUCAAAAGAUGAUGAAGAAGAUGAGGAUUUAGGGGAGAAACUUGAGAGAAAUCGUAGAGGGAGUGAUGAAGACUCUGGGAAUGAUUCUGAUGAGGAGGAAGGAAGGAAAAAUGCUGGAGAUAGUGAUGAUGGGGAGGGGGAGCAGAGGACGAUCAGCAAAGGGAGUGGAGCUGGAAUGUUCGGAGGAGAUGAGAGUGAUGAUGAGGAUAUUCUGACGAUCAAGAGGAAAAAUGUGGAGAUCGAGGGCGAUCUUGAGGAGGGGGAGGAGGAGGAAAAGGUGGAGGGGAAGUCCAAGAAGAAGGCCCUGACUAAAGCCGCUGUGGCCAAGAAACUUAUGAAGAAGAAGAUUGUGGCUAAUACGAAGAAAACGUUUGAUGAUGAGGGACGGGAAAAAAUCGAUUCAUCAAGAUCCAAAGUCUCUGAAAUGGCUCGUGAGUACGAGAAUCAAGAGUCCUCAGGCAUAGACAUUGAACUCGCAAAGAAAGUCCUCCAGGAAGAGGAUAAAUUCGAUAGGGAGCGCUUCAGGGAAAGAAUAAGGGAGAAACACAGAGAGGAAAAACGAAAAAUGAAAGCCCAGAAGAAGAAGGAACAGAGUGAUGACGAGGGUGAAGACGAAGAGGAGCCGUUGGAGUCUGGAGAUGAACCGCAGGGCUCUGAAGAGAGUGACUCUGAUGGUCUUGACCUCUCCUGGUUACCAGAUCCAGACAAAAUUUAUGGCCCCAAGACUUCAUCCAACGAGGAAGAAUCUGAAGGUGAAAUCGAACAGAUCCACAAACCUUCGAAACGAAAAUUAGUGACUCAAGCGGAGAACGACGAGAAGAAGAGCAAAAAACGGAAGAUCAAGGUGACAGAAAACAGUGACCUUUUAGCUACUGAGGAAUUAGCUCUGCAGUUGCUUCGCAGUUAACACGAGGUUUAUUGUUGAAAAAUGUAAAAUAAAUUUUUAUGAAAUUGAACUGA